UGUGAUCAGACAGACAGAUCAGUGGAUGUGUCGUGAUUGUAAACAUACAGCAGAAAGCAGAAGCAUUCUCAGUUGUGGCGAAAGUGUGUUGGGGAUUCGGUGACGAUACGUGAAUUUUUUCUGGUUAUUUUCAUCCUCCUUUAGAAUUUUUUGACAUAAUUUAAAGAAGCUGAUUCGCAAAUGAAUGUCCGCUUUCGAUCGGCAGAAACAAGCGGCUUGUCGUGUAGGUAUUGUUUGGACAUUACUUUUUGGGGGUAUUCACCUCUCUCAACUCAUAACUUUUUCUCCUUUGGGAGGAUAGGUUUUGUCCCCGUGAUAAAAAAAUGUAGAGAACACACUUAUCCUGAGUACAUAUAGAUACGUACUGUGAAUGUUCACGUGAAACGACGUUAUAUUGGCUCUGCUUUUGUGUACCCAAAUUAGGCUCUCUAUGUGGUACUACUGUUGAUUUUCCUUGGGAGAAGUUGUUGCAAAGGAAAAUAAAUUGGGUAGGAUAUCAUUCAAUUUGUACUUUUGCUUGGGAGAAUUCUUUGACUGCUGUAAUGUGGAGUAGAAUUUUCAUCACUUCUACAAAUUUAACAAAAGUGUCAAUUCUGAUAAUCUAAUACUAUUACUGUACCAGAAAUGGCUUUAAGUCAUUCUGACAUCCAUCAUGAUUCUGACCUUGAUACAAUUCAAGAUGAAUAUGAAAGAGUUCGUGGUGAAUUUGAGAGACUCGGCUUCCCAGCUAGGCUCCCCAUCUCAAUCGCAGAUUCUGGUGAAAGUGAGUCGUGGGAUAUGAUGCAAGAUGUUGAGCUGGAGGAAUUUGAUUUUGGACCCUCCUCACCACCUACUGAUUUGAGUGAAGGAGAGCUAGAAGAAGUCAUGUUGAAUGGAGGCAUAUUUAAUUGGCAGCAACCCAGUAUUAGCAAUGACAUUAUGGCUCUUGAAGAUGAAAGUGAAAGUAGUGAAAUUGAUGAUGAACUCAUGGCCUCCCGAUCAGAGUCAUCAUUAUCUGGGGACAGUGACGGAAGUCCGAGCACAAUUUCCCCCUCUGCCUUGAGUCCAGUGUAUCGUGACAGCCCUGAUAGUAUGGGAAGGUCAGAUUGUGAAAAUCAUCCCAUUAGUCCUUGCCAUUCUCCCUGUUAUUCAAGACCUGGAAGCCCUUGGCCAAUGUUUGCUCGACCAUCCUUCAAGAAAACUAGAAGUCCAUUCUGGACUACUUUUCGUGUGCGAGAAUUUCGCUGACUAAGAAGUUCUAGUUUCUCACAUACUACUCACUAUUUUCUUGUUUGGAUCUCAGAUGCAUUUCGUAAACAUAAAACCCAUAUCCUAUUACUGAAAUGUAAAAUUAAAUCAAGCAGACUAUUAUUAUUUUUUUAUUUUUUUUUCAUAUCAAAUACAUUCGAGGAUACUUGUAGUUGUAAAAUAUAAUGUCAUGCUUUUGUUGUAGAAAGGUAAUGGAAAAUGAAUUCUUUUUUGCCGUCUGUGUGCACGCACACUAAAGGUGGCCCUCCAAUAAAACCUGGAACCCAUCAUCCAUCACCCAUCAUUUCAGAUUGUGCUGUUAUUGAUGCAGCCCAAGUUUUGCUAAAUGUACUUUGGAAGUAUAGUAUUAAUGCAAUAAAUGCAUUUUCACAAAUUAUGAACAUGUUUGAGUGACCAUAUACAGGUCUAAUCAUCAAUAAUUGGUUCUUAUGGUUCCCUCAUGGAGGCAACCACCUGCAAAAUUUGUGAAAAUCUAUUUAUUGCAUUACUUAACUUCCAUCUUACAUUUAGCAAACUUGGGCUGCAUCUAUUGUAGCAAAAUAUGAAAUGAUGGGUCAUGUGUUCCAAGUUUCAUUGGAGGGCCACCUUAAUUUUGUAUUAAAAUUGUAGAUUCAUCAUUACUUUCUGUAAUGAUCUGCAUACAAUCCUUCAUCUUUUCAAUCUGAUAAGCUUUGCAAAAAAAUUAGAAGAGUAUUUUUGUGCAGAAGAGGGAGAAAUGUUUAACUCAAAAAAGUGUGUUUUUAUGAAUGAUGUGAAAUACUAGUCAUUAUGAGUUUAUUUCAUUGGUAAAAUGCUUAGGUAUUUCUCUAAGAUCAUUGUAUUUCUUUUUAUUGUUUAUUAGUUUAGAACACGUUUUUUUCAUACAUGUUUUCAUAUUGCUUCAUAUCUUUGCAUUAUUGUGACAUAAUAUUGGUACUUACGUGGAGUAAAAGUAGUAUCAUGACGUGUUGAACCUUAGGUUGGACACUUGUGUUUUGAGCUACGGUUACAUGGAG
Frankliniella occidentalis (western flower thrips) is the source of this 2243-nucleotide messenger RNA. RefSeq lists its product as uncharacterized. Lineage: Eukaryota; Metazoa; Arthropoda; Insecta; Thysanoptera; Thripidae. The record is from RefSeq and is a predicted model, not a curated record. The transcript is spliced from 3 exons. Bases 625 to 1227 code for a protein of 200 amino acids.